AUGGCUUCAGCGAACCUGGAUUCAGAGGCGGCUUUCUUGGAUAGAGCUACGAAGAUUGGCCUCACCGAAGAGACCAUCCAGGGCCUAGUGGACAAUGGUUACACCACGUUCGGGCGCUUGGCUUUCGCUGUGUCGGCGACGCCUACCACCUUGACUGAUGAGGCUGUGGACGCGUGGAUCAACGGUCUUGGCAUCAGUCCCACCGGCUACCAGAAGGCGAGCCUGCGCCGCCUUCUCUUCGAUGGCGUCAGCAUGGCCAUUGAGGAGGUCAAGUCACGGAUCGAGCCCGGGGUGGAAGGACAUCCGAAGAAGUUAGCAGCUGCCGAGCGCAUGGACAGGCAGGCUCGCCAGGAGAGGACUCUGGGCGGCUUGGUCUUCACUCCUGAGACCCGGCCGGCGAACUCAUGCGUGGACCUUUGUGUUGAGAUGCUGGAGUCAGGCGUUUUGCAAUAUCAUCCUCCUAGCAAGUGGAUCAGCCGAGCUCAGGAAGCCCAGUGCCUCAAGCGCGACAGUAGCGUCAAUCUUGCAGCUGAUCAUAGCUUGAAGGUGACUAUGAAGCCACAUGAGCUCGCGUGCGACGUGGCUUCAGAGAUGCGCCUUCGGCAAGCUUGGAGCAGAAGGUCGCUGGCUUUCGACAUGGCUAAUCUCGCUUCUUUUCGUGUGCUGGAGGAGCAUGUUCAGUUCCUGUUCUCAGUUUUGCAGCGGGUUCAGCCAAAGGGAUUUGCAGGAGUUCAGUUGUCACAGAUCAUCGAGGCCGACAAGCAGCUGUUCAUUCUUGCAAGUAAUAACUUGAUGGGCAGGUUGACAGCACCUGCGGGCACAGAUCCAGUUCUUGAUGCCGAGAUCACCCGCCUUUCACGUAGUCCUGAGAUCAUGCAAUACUUGGCCCCCUUGCCGAAUCCUCCGCCACACCAGUUCCUGCAUGGGGGCAAGCCAGGGGACAAGGGAGGAAAGGGCGCUGGCAAGGAGAAAAAGGGGAAAGGCGCUGGCAAGACGCUUGAUCUUCCCGAGGGGUGUGUAACGAAGGACGAUGCCAACCGUCCGCUGUGCUUUGCAUACAACACGCAUGGGUGCAAGAACAAGUGCAAGAAUGGCAGGUGCCUCAAAGGGGUGAAUUGUGGCGCACUGGAAACUGGGGAUCUGUCCUUAGUGGAUCCUGAGGUUUGGGCACAAACGCGUUUGAAGAGUGCUGCACAGAUCUCGGAGUCCGACCUUCAGUCGCUCUUUGGUUUGCUUCCGAAGGAUGAGGUGCGAGGAGGUUCGCGUGAAGUUCGUAGUGCUUUCGUGACUGGUUGCUAUGCCCAGGGAGGUUUUCGGGGGUUGCGCAAGGAGUGUCACAAUUUUCCGCUUGCAAGCCGAAUUAUGACCCGCUUCGUCCAGGAUGGGCGCAACGCACCUUGGCCCAAUGCCUUGUUCCGAGUCACAGACUUCAAGGGCGGCGGAUUGUGGAUAGAGGGACCAGGAUUCCUGCUGCCACCGGAGCUUCCCAUCCCGCUUGAGACAUCACAAACACUUUCUAGGCCUCCCUGCGCCUUUGAGUUGUUUGCUGGGAAGGGUUCGUUGUCCCGUGCCUUGCGCCAGGCAGGCUUUCACGUGCAUAGCUUUGACCAUCACCAUUGUGACUCCUGUGUGCCUGUAGCUCAACUUGACCUGUCCUCUGAAGUAGGGCAGAGCCUUUUCUGGGAUCUGAUGAAGAAACAUCCUCCGUUCCUCGUGCAUCUUGGUUUGCCGUGUGGGACAAGCAGCAAGGCGCGAGGCAGACCUUUGCCAAAUGGAGAGAAGGGGCCGUCUCCCCUGCGCAGCCGCGAAUUCCCGCUGGGGCUGCCCAGCUUACAGCCUGGCUCUGUGGACUCUUGUCGAGUUGACACUGCCAAUCGGCUCUAUGCUUUCGGCUAUAGAGUGCUCAGAUAUUGUCUGGACAAUCGCAUCAUAGUUUGCAUUGAGAACCCGCGCAAUAGUUUCUUGUGGGAGAUUCUUGCGGCGUUCGAGCCGUCUGAGCCCCGUCAUCGCCUCCUGCCCCGUCUUUCUGAGGUGUGCUUUGAUCAAUGCUGCCAUGGGGGCUCCAGGCCCAAAGGAACCAAGCUGCUGUGCUCCCCCAAGUGCUUUGAGUCGCUCCGGGCAUCCUGCCCGGGAAAUCACCUUCACAAGCCGUGGGGCAGGAUCGUCGACUGCGGGAGUGUGCGUUUUGCAACCAAGGAUGAGGCCGCGUAUCCUUGUAUCCUUGCACAGAGGUAUUCUCUCUGCGUGGCCCAGCGGGCGCUAGCGGCGGGUUUUUCGUUGAUCCCCCAACCCACCGCGCGGAGUCAAGCUUUGCAGUUCGCCGGCAGACAGCACCGCAGACAUGCUCCUCUCGUGUCAGAGUUCUGCCAGGUCACGUGGAUGCCUCGGCAGUCUUUUGCCCCUUUGCCUCACCUGAAGCUUCUGCGCAGUUCGAUAGGGGGUGUUCUGGCGCAGCAGGACCUAGGCAUCCGUCAGGGAGGGACCAUCCCUGGAGCCCCGCUCUCCCCUGGCACCGUUCAGGGAGGGACCAUCUCUGAGGCUCCUGAGCCCCCGGGUUCCCCUAGCACCCUUCAGGGAGGGACCAUCCCUGAAGCCCCCGGUUCCACUAGCACCCUUCAGGGAGGGACCAUCCCUGGAGCCCCGAUUUUGUCAGGCGCUGUUCAGGGAGGGAGCAUCCCGGAGACCUCAGCCUUUUCGUCGCUUGAGCCUGGAACUCCUAGUGGCUCGCCUUUGCAGGAUGGUUGUGAGGAUUGGGUUCAAGUGGGGGUUCUUAGGAGUCCUUCUGAGUUUGUGGAUGAGGCGAAGAAGGUGCCGCGCCCAAUGGAUUCUGCCAAUCCUUUGGAGGCUGUGACGCUCGCAGCCUUGAGGGAGAACCUCACCAAGGACCCGAAGCUGGUGGAGUUGAAGCGUCGGCUUGCUCUGGCCAGGGUGAGACGAGAGGUGGACAGAUUCCGAGCUGAGGAGAGGGCGCUUCACAAAUCAAUGCCACGCUCGGUGGCCAAGGUCAUGGAGGGCAAGGCCAUCCUUGCCCUUGAGGCUUUGUUGCAGUCGGAGGGAUAUGACGACAUGGGAGCCAUCAAAUUCCUUAAGGAGGGGGUGCCUUUGGUGGGGGUAUCAGAGUGCCCUCCGUGCUUCGACUACAAGCUUGUGCCCGCGGCCUUGACUGAAGCCGAACUCUUCCAGACUGCACAGGUCAGACGGGAGGCGCUUUUGAGCAAGUCCGAGCCGAUUGAUGCUGAGGAGGCAAGAGUCUUGGCGGAGGCAUCUCAAGAGGAGGACUGGACGGUGAUACGCCGCUUCGUCAUUUUCCAGGGUGCUGAGGGCAAAGCACGCCCAAUCGACAACUGCCUCGAGGCCCAGCUGAACUCGGGGUACACAUCGAGCAUCCACUUGCGUUUGCAAGACGGUGACUACCUGGCCGCCAUGGCCCUGUUCGUGGCCCGCGAGAUCCACGAGGGCAGGGCGCACCCCGAGGCGAAGGAGUGGCACGGCAAGUGCCUUGACUUGAGCAAAGCGUAUAAACAGCUUGCAGUUCUGCCAGCCCACCGGCCUCUGGCAGUCAUAGCAGUGCGGCAAGAAGAUGGGCGCGACGCCCUGUACCUGUCAAAUAGCUUGCUUUUUGGCAGCACCGCAGCAGUGUAUGCCUUUAACCGGGUGAGCCGUUGCUUGUGGUUCUUGAUCAAUCGACUGCUCUGGAUUCCUUCCGGGGUGUACUUCGACGACUACCCCCUGCUGUGUCCAGCGGCCACGGCCGACAGUGCUGACUCGGUUGUGAGCGACUUCUUGGAUUGCCUGGGGUGGCGUCACGCCAAGACGGGUGUGAAGGGUCGUGCUUUUGCUCCAAGCUUUGACGUCUUGGGGAUGACCUUGGGCCUGGACAGGGUAGCCCAAGGAGAGGUGAGCCUUGCCAACAAGCAGGGUCGCAUCGAGCGCAUUGUGGCCCAGCUUCGGGAGGUUGGUUCUAGGGGUGAGAUUAGCAGGCAGCUUGCCCAGGUCCUGCAGGGUUUGUUGCAAUACGCUUCGGGCUUUUACGCUGGCAGGGCUUUGAAACACGCCUCACAUGUGCUCUCGCGCAUAGUGGGUGGCUUACACUUCAGCCCUCUUGACCUCCGAGAUUUUUGCCAUCACACCAUCCGCCUUUUGCAGGACGAGACCCCGCGCAUUUUGAAGUGCUUCAUGACAACCGAUGUCCUUCACCUUUGGACGGAUGGCUCCUGGGAGGGCCGUGUCCCGUCAAGGGUGCUUGAGCUGUGGAAGUCAGAGAUCGGCGGGGAUCAGCUGAUUUGCGAAAUCGAAAUGUUCGCGAUUCUUGCAUCCAUGAUGGAAUUGAGUUCCAUCCUGGAGUCCCGAAGAGUGGUGUGGUGGGUGGACAACAACGCCACCCGCAGCCUCGUGAUAAAGGGGGCCAGCAGAAGCUGGGCCAUGCAUUCUCUUGCCCGAAUCUUCUCUCAGUUGGACCAGGAGCAUCCAUCCAUGUGGUGGGUAUCACGAGUGCCUUCCUUUUCGAACCCAGGUGAUGCGCCAUCGCGAGGUCACGGCAUUGAGGUCGUGACGAUGGUGGGAGCAUCUGAAGUCCAACCCUUCUCCCGCUUGGAAGAGCUGGCGAAGAGGAUUUUCGAGCUCAAGCGAGCCUGA
Molecule: messenger RNA, 4635 nt
Organism: Symbiodinium natans
Lineage: Eukaryota; Dinophyceae; Suessiales; Symbiodiniaceae
Source: the annotation of a GenBank genome assembly